Molecule: messenger RNA, 1560 nt
Organism: Capsicum annuum
Lineage: Eukaryota; Viridiplantae; Streptophyta; Magnoliopsida; Solanales; Solanaceae
Product: formyltetrahydrofolate deformylase 1, mitochondrial
Exons: 8
Coding region: 201-1196 (331 amino acids)
Biological process (GO): 'de novo' IMP biosynthetic process
Molecular function (GO): formyltetrahydrofolate deformylase activity
Source: RefSeq, a predicted model, not a curated record
AAAAUCAUAAGGAUUGGUGUGGUGCAGCACCUCACCACUUAAUUAAGAGAUUGGAGGUUCGAUCCCUAUUUCUAAUUUUAAACCAAAAAAAAAAAAUCACUAGCUAAUAAAAAACAUUUUAAUUUUAAACUGAGAGAGAUUUGGUUGGUAAACCGAAAACAAAAGGAAGGCCAAAACACCAAAGGAGUGGGGAGGGGAAGAUGAACUUCCUCCGUAGAUUAAUAGCGUCCCCAAGCUCUCGUUCCCAAGUUUCUGAAUUUGCGAAAAGGUCCUUCAAGACUUCAACAAAUCAUACUGGGUCCAUUGUUGAAUCCGCCUCAACUUCAUUGGUCCAUGGCAUUCAUCAAUUUCAUUGCCCUGAUGUGGUAGGAAUCCUUGCAAGACUAUCGGAUUGCAUAGCAUCAAAGGAAGGAAAUAUUCUCAAUGCUGACAUUUUUGUUCCUGAUAACAAUGACGUCUUUUAUUCCAGAAGUGAGUUUCUCUUUGACCCUGCUAAAUGGCCACGAGAGCAAAUGGAUGCAGACUUCUCUAAGAUAGCUAAAAAUUUCAAUGCAAUGAAAUCUAUUGUCCGGGUACCUGAUAUUGAUCCUAAAUAUAAGAUUGCAGUUCUAGCUUCAAAGCAGGAUCACUGUCUUGUCGACUUGUUGCAUGGUUGGCAGGACGGGCGGCUUCCUAUUGACAUAACUUCUGUAAUAAGCAACCAUGAACGAGGUCCAAACACUCAUGUGAUCCGGUUUCUUGAGAGACAUGGAAUUCCAUACUAUUAUUUGCCAAUGACUAAGGAGAAUAAAAGAGAAGGAGAAAUCUUGGAAAUAGUUAAGGAUACUGAUUUUUUGGUACUUGCUAGAUACAUGCAGGUAUUAUCUGGGGACUUCUUAAAAAGCUAUAAUAAAGAUAUCAUUAAUAUUCACCAUGGCUUGUUGCCAUCAUUCAAGGGUAGUAAUCCAUCUAAGCAGGCUUUUGAUGCUGGUGUUAAGUUGAUUGGGGCGACAACUCACUUUGUUAGUGAAGAACUAGAUUCAGGUCCAAUCAUUGAGCAACUGGUUGAAAGAGUUUCUCAUAGAGAUAAUUUGCGGACUUUUAUACAAAAGUCUGAGGAUGUUGAGAAAAGGUGUCUUGCAAAAGCAAUCAAAUCAUACUGUGAGCUGCGUAUUUUCCCUCACGAGGCAAACAAGACUGUUGUUUUUAGGUCCUGAUUGAAAAGAAAGCUGUGAUAGCUGCAUCAAUAUCUUGCUAUUCUGUCCAUCAUUCAGUGAUCAUGGAUAUCAUCGUUAUCACCCAGUUAUCCAAGUAAAACUUCCACACAGAACACUCCGAGAAGUAAAGACAGAAAAGAUGACUGGUUCGUGACAAAACUACCAGAAAAUAGAAAUAGUGGAAAAAGGAAAGAGAAAUAAAGAGCUCUCAUCUGAAUUCAUGUUGUAAAACUGGAUGAUUUAAGACAUUGUCUUGAUGUCUUUUUCCCCCUUUUCAGAUGCAGCAAAUAUUUGUACAAGUUCCAAACUCUCUUCUUGAUAUCAAAAGUGCCUCAAAGCUACUUUCAAUGGUUGCUGAACUAAA